ACCAUAGGUUCGGUUUCGGGUCGGUCGGGUUUCGGGGGCCCUAAGGCUUGUGAACAAAUACAUAAUGGUGUCGUUUAAGUUAAUUUGGCAGUGCUUGUUAGCUCCGCGAUUGAUUAAAAUAUACGGCGAACGAACCUCUCAGGGUGCUUAUCAAUCAAACAAUUUGGAAAGAUGGGGCGAUCAAGUAAUUCACUCUCUGUAUGUGUUAAUGAAUGUGGGGCUAUACACCUCACCCCUUCUGGCUUCAAUCCUCUACCGCAGAGGAUAUUUGAUCAUAGAUAGCCUCAUAACUAUGGCCAAGGUAUUGACAGGACUUGGACUUACUCUGGCUGCUGCUUACUGUCUUCGGGGGCUUGGACGAGCAAAUAAUGUGGCCUACCUUGAGUUUCAAGCAGCACUAAAUGCUGCUGCUCGUCAUCUUAACAAAGAUACGAAAAAAGCCUUAUCUAAGUAUGACUUUGAAUUCUCUGGCAUGCCAGUUGAUUUCAAGUGGAAUGAUAGUGACAGUGAUGAGUCCAAACAACGUCUUUUUGUUAGAAAGCCCUCAUCUCGACGAAGUCCAGUGGAUCAAUUUAUUUCACUGCCCUGUCAAAUUGCUGCUUAUCUAGCAGCACACACAUUUGGAAUUCGAAUGGUUUACCCAGGGUCCAUUUCUCUUCUUGGUUACAUUAUGGGUCCUGUUCUACUUGAAGGCCGUGUCAAGCUGGUGGAAGAAAACAGUGGGGUUCGCAACAAACUGCUAGCUAGAGACGGCAAUGAGAUUGAUUCAUUUUUUGUUGACCGACGCAAAAGGACUCACAAAGGUGACAUGCUGGUAAUUUGUAGCGAGGGCAAUGCAGGUUUCUAUGAACUUGGUAUUAUGGUCACCCCACUUGAAGCUGGCUAUUCUGUCCUUGGCUGGAAUCAUCCUGGAUUUGGAGGUAGCACGGGAAUGCCCUAUCCUGAUCAAGAACUGAAUGCUAUGGACGUUGUCAUGCAGUUUGCUAUUUAUGGAUUAAAUUUCCCUGUAGAAAAUAUUAUUUUGUUCGGUUGGAGCAUUGGUGGAUAUGCUACUUCAUGGGCAGCAAUGAAUUAUCCAGAUGUCAAUUUGGUUGUUUUGGAUGCAUCUUUUGAUGAUAUUCUGCCACUUGCUAUUCCACGUAUGCCAAGUACCCUGGAGCCUCUAGUGCGGAGAACAAUUCGAGACUACAUUAAUUUAAACAUUGCUGAGCAGUUAAUCAAGUAUCCUGGACAAGUUAUGCUUAUUAGACGAACUGAUGAUGAAAUUAUUUGCACUGAGGAAAUGAAUUUAUCAACAAACAGAGGAAAUGAUUUACUAGUGAAGUUAUUAAAAUAUAGGUAUCCUAUGCUAAUGACUGCAGAUGUGAUGAGGGUUGUAAACGAGUGGCUAGCUGUGGAUGUCAAUGGUCAAAAUUCCUUGUGGCAACAUCAUAGAGUUAGAGAAGACAAAAAGCGCUUGAUGCAACUUUUUGAAGAGAGCUCGGGUCCAUUUCCUCUUCACAUUGGAGAAGAUUUGGAUACAAGUACCAAGAUACAGUUGGUGUUGUACCUUUGCAAGAAAUAUAUGUUGGACCUACGAUCUUCACAUUGCACUCCACUACCAGCCUCUAUGUUCCAUCCACCCACAGAGCUUGUAGAUGAACCUCCGAAUUUUAAGUGAAAGUUGACUUAAGCGUUUUAAUUUGUAGUAUGUGUUAUUUUUCUUUUCUUGAUUAUAUUAUUUUUCAUUUUAAUACGCUUGGGUGAGUUAAAUAAGCUGUUAUAUUGGAUAGUUGUUGACUGAGUCAGUGAGUCUGGUUCAAGUGCAUUUCCUUCUUUCUUAUCACAUUGAGGAGUCUCCUCAGUAAUUAUCUCAUGACAAUAGAGUUCAUUGGUUACAACGACAAAUAGUGGUUGUGCAAAGCCUAGUCGUCUAAGUUACAUUACGUGUGAUCCAUAAACAUUAAAUCAUUCCACAAUUCCGAAA
Molecule: messenger RNA, 1966 nt
Organism: Thrips palmi
Lineage: Eukaryota; Metazoa; Arthropoda; Insecta; Thysanoptera; Thripidae
Product: phosphatidylserine lipase ABHD16A
Exons: 12
Coding region: 65-1660 (531 amino acids)
Biological process (GO): phosphatidylserine catabolic process; monoacylglycerol catabolic process
Cellular component (GO): endomembrane system
Molecular function (GO): monoacylglycerol lipase activity; glycerophospholipase activity
Source: RefSeq, a predicted model, not a curated record